Messenger RNA from Tupaia belangeri chinensis (Chinese tree shrew), 1242 nucleotides. Its product is annotated as alpha-enolase-like. Bases 1 to 1242 code for a protein of 413 amino acids. Gene Ontology annotation, biological process: glycolytic process. The transcript has 6 exons. Gene Ontology annotation, molecular function: phosphopyruvate hydratase activity; magnesium ion binding. The record is from RefSeq and is a predicted model, not a curated record. Gene Ontology annotation, cellular component: phosphopyruvate hydratase complex. NCBI's taxonomy places the organism in Eukaryota, Metazoa, Chordata, Mammalia, Scandentia, Tupaiidae.
AUGGCAUCUGUGAUGAUAACCAGGUCCUUGGUGUUUCGGACAAAGAACGGAAUGAAACACACAAAUAGUAAUGUUCUACGUGGAGAUAGCAAUCAGAUGCAAGGUAUCAAUGGUUUACAAGCAAGACGUAAUGUUGAGAAACCAAGUAUGAAACCCUCUGUGAAGUUGUUAAGAGAGCCAGAAGAAGGCGGGUUUGCUCCCAAUAUCGAAGAGAACAAAGAAGCCUUGGAGCUGCUGAAGAAUGCAAUCAGGAAGGCUGGCUACACUGACAAGGUUGUCCUUGGCACAGACGUGGCUGCCUCUGAGUUCUUCAGGUCUAGGAAGUAUGAUCUGGACAUUAAGUCUCCUGAUGAUUUCCGCAGGUACAUCACACCUGAGCAGCUGGCUGACCUGUACAAGUCCUUCAUCAUGGACUACCCAGUGGUGUCUAUCAAAGACCCCUUUGACCAGGAUGACUGGAACACAUGGCAGAAGUUCACAGCCACUGCAGGAAUCCAGGUAGUGGGAGACGAUCUGACUGUGACCAACCUAAAGUGCAUUGCCAAGGCCGUGGGUGAGAAGUCGUGCAACUGCCUCCUGCUCAAAGUGAAACAGAUCAGCUCUGUGACUGAGUCCCUUCAAGCAUGCAAGCUGGUGCUAUCCAAUGGCAGGGGUGUGAAGGUGCCUCAUUGUUCUUGGGAGACUGAAGUUACCUUCAUCACUGACUUGGUGGUGGGGCUCUGCACUGGGCAGAUCAAGACGGGUGCAACUUGCUGGUCUGAGCUCUUGGCCAAGUACUACCAGCUCCUUAGAAUUGAAGAGGAAGUGGGCAGCAAGACCAAGUUUGCCAGCAGGAACUUCAGAAACCCCCUGGCCAUGAUUCUGCUCUUCAUCAAAAUGUUUCUCAAUACAUAUGGCAUGAAAUUCAGAAGGUGCCGCAAUUCAGUACGAAUGAAGACAAUCUUCUUGGUGAACAUGUUCUGGGAAGAAAAAGCCUUGGUUCACGUAGAGGAACUGGAAAGAACUCUUGUGUCGAAGGCCUCGGAUGGCUUAUGCUCUCAGAUACAACCCUGUUAUGAAGGUAAUACAACAAAGACCAGUUCUGCAAAUAAAAAUGUUAAGAAGUUAAGAAAAUUGUUCAAGAAGCCAGAAGGUGGUGCAGUGGUCAAUGCCAACACUCCAGACAGCUGGCUCAACUGUACCACUUCCAAAAGCAGAAGUAGGAGAAUGAAUGAGUUCGUGCAGGGUAAUGGCCGGAGCUAA